AUGGGGGACAAUUUGAAUGUCAGCUCCACAGAGAAAAACCUAGACGGGGAGAGCAGCAACUACAGCGUUCUUAACUGGGAGCAAGUGAAGCGUUUGGACGCCAUCCUAACCGAAUCCAUUCCUAUCCACGGUCGCUGGAACUUUCCAACGUUGGAGAUGAAGCCCCGGGAUAUAGUCAAAGUGGUCCGGUGUCGGAUGCAAGAAAGAAAGAUUAACAUCCGAGAGGUUCGUUUAAACGGCUCUGCAGCUAGUCAUGUUCUGCAUGAAGACAGCGGGUUGGGGUAUAAGGAUCUUGACCUCAUAUUUUGCGCUGACUUAAAAAGCGAAAUGGAAUUUCAGACCAUCAAAGACAUCGUUUUAGACUCGCUCUUGGAUUUCUUACCAGAAGGUGUGAACAAGGAAAAGAUAACACCCGUUACCUUAAAAGAGGCCUAUGUGCAGAAGAUGGUGAAGGUGUGCAAUGACUCAGACCGGUGGAGCCUUAUCUCCCUCUCCAACAACAGUGGCAAGAAUGUGGAGCUCAAAUUCGUGGACUCGCUGCGCAGGCAGUUUGAGUUCAGUGUGGACUCUUUCCAGAUCCGCCUUGACUCUCUCCUGCUGUUUUAUGAGUGCUCAGAGAACCCCAUGGCUGAGACGUUCCACCCAUCCAUCGUAGGUGAGAGCGUGUACGGUGACUUUGCCGUGGCUCUCGAUCACCUGCAGCGCAAGCUGAUCUGCACCCGCAACCCAGAAGAGAUCAGGGGCGGCGGUCUGUUGAAAUACUGCCACCUACUGGUGCGGGGUUUCCGUGCCGCGUCUGAGGCGGAGAUGAAGCUUCUAGAACGCUACAUGUGCUCCCGCUUCUUCAUUGACUUCUCGGAUGUGACCGAGCAAAGGCGCAAGCUGGAGUCCUACCUGCAGAACCAUUUUGUGGGGUUGGAAGACCGCAAAUACGAAUACCUGACCACUCUUCAUGACGUGGUCAACGAGAGUACGGUGUGCCUGAUGGGCCACGAGAGGCGGCAGACGCUGAGCCUCAUCACCAUGUUAGCGGUCCGCGUGCUGGCGGAGCAAAACGUCAUUCCCAACGUGGCUAACGUCACCUGCUACUACCAGCCGGCACCUUAUGUGUCAGACGGUAAUUUCAGCAACUACUAUAUCGCCCAGGUGCAGCCCGUGUACACCUGCCAGCCCAUGCACACCUUCUCUCCAUGGCUGCCUUGCAACUGAGCCAAACCAGGCAUGGAGGGAGACCACAAAUGGACACACAUGGACUCAGCUUGACCCAUUAUUGCUGGUCACAUUGUUGAAUGGGAUGACCUGUCCCUCGUUCCUGUUGGGAGAAGUUAAAUUUCUUGUUUGUUUUUAUUUUUCUCGUGUGGAAGAUGGGGUUGGCUGGAUCAUGCCGAGGUAAAGUUAUUGCAUCCCUCAAAAUGAUAGAAAGGAAGAGAUAGAAAGAAAGAAAGAAAGGAAGAAAGAAAGAAAGAAAAGAGAUUUGGAGAAGUGAGAUCACUAAGGCUCGUGCAGGCGGUGCAAUCUGACCAGGUUUCAGUGGCUCUCUGCCAGGGCCAGGGACGGUCACACACAGGCCAAGAGCCUGCACCACAGAGAGACACAUCCUGAACUACCCACUUUCUGAGGGUUGCAUCUGGAGCCCGGUGCAGUGGCAUAAAAGAAACUUUCUCAUUUUGAGAAGCUCUCCCAAGUUCUGGCCCAUAUGUGCUUCAGAUUUGUGCAUAGGCCCCGCGAACAC
Messenger RNA from Chanos chanos (milkfish), 1732 nucleotides. It is a transcript of the gene tent5ab, whose product is annotated as terminal nucleotidyltransferase 5Ab. Gene Ontology annotation, molecular function: poly(A) RNA polymerase activity; RNA binding. Gene Ontology annotation, biological process: mRNA stabilization. NCBI's taxonomy places the organism in Eukaryota, Metazoa, Chordata, Actinopteri, Gonorynchiformes, Chanidae. The record is from RefSeq and is a predicted model, not a curated record. The transcript has 2 exons. Bases 1 to 1209 code for a protein of 402 amino acids.